AAUAGUACAUGUCAAAUGUGUUGUUUACAAAUUUUGAUACCUAUGUUUUAAAAUAAAUAAAAAUAAAAUUCAUAACAUUAUAAAAUGAUUAGAAUACAAGUACGCGAUGAAUCAAAUGUUAGAAUAAUACAAUUCAAUAAACCUAAAAAGAAAAACGCCAUUGAUUAUAAUAUGUAUGUUGAGAUAACGAAAUUGAUAAAUAAUGCAGCAACAGAUGAUUACAUUUCAAUCGUCGUUUUGACUGGAACUGGAGAUUUCUACUGCAGUGGUAAUGAUUUAAACAACGACCCAGGAAAUACAGAUGCUCUGUUGAAAGCAAUUGAACAAUUUAUUGAGUCUAUAAUAUUGUUUCCUAAGCUUUUGAUUGCUAUUGUUAAUGGUCCUGCAGUUGGAAUAGCUGUGACAACUUUACCGCUAUGUGAUUUUGUUUAUGCGUCAGAAGAUGCUUUCUUUUAUACACCAUUUAGCAGGUUGGAGUUGGUAUCUGAAGCUUGCUCAUCCAUUACUUUUCCUUCAUUAUUGGGAGAGAGAAUGGCACGUCAAAUGUUGAUGUUAAAUUACAAAAUGACUGCUAGGGAGGCUUUACAAUAUGGACUUAUAAGUAAUGUAUACAAAAAACAAGAAUUACAAAACAAAUCAUGGAAGAAUAUUAAAGAGUUACUGAAACUAUCUCAACACUCUUUGAUAACCACAAAAAGGUUAAUGCGUGAACCUAAUAUAAAGAAACUUAUAGAGAUAAAUAAACUUGAAAUUGAAGAACUUAGAAAUAUAGGUAAAAGGGUAUAUGGUAAAAGCAAAUUAUAAGAUUUAUACUUCAUGUAAUCAGCAUAGGUGAAGGUAUUUCAAAUAAUUAAUAUUUUAUAAAAUUAUUUUGAAAAAGUUAUUUUGAGAGUAAAGAGAUCAUGUUUGUAUAUAAAAUGACAAACAUUUAUUUUAAUAUACUUUUAAUUGAA
This is a messenger RNA of Colias croceus (clouded yellow), 953 nucleotides long. It is a transcript of the gene Dci, whose product is annotated as enoyl-CoA delta isomerase 3, peroxisomal. The record is from RefSeq and is a predicted model, not a curated record. Bases 85 to 804 code for a protein of 239 amino acids. The transcript has 3 exons. Lineage: Eukaryota; Metazoa; Arthropoda; Insecta; Lepidoptera; Pieridae.